GUUAUGACACUCCAGAAUGUCUGAACCUUCUGAUAUCAUUCCACGCCAACAAUAAGGACUUGUGUUCAGAGCCGAAAAUGCAACACUUCUGUAACGACUCCUGUGGGUUGUGUCCAACAACUACCGCUGCUCCCACCACGCCACACCCUUGUACCCCUAAUCCUUGUCAGAACGGGGGAACGUGUUCAAUCGGAACCGGAAACGGAAACGGAAGUGUGUUCAUUUGUACCUGCCGGAUAGGCUUCUCGGGAGACAUGUGUGACAGAGUUGACCUGUGCUUCUACCAGCCCUGUAAACACGGUACGUGCAGUCUACGUCCGGUCCAGGGAUUCAGCUGUACCUGCGAUCCAGGAUUUACAGGCAUCCUUUGUGACACCGUCGUUAUUCAGGACUGCAAGGCGAUAAAAGAUUACAAUAUAUCAAGUACAAGUCAUGACGACAUCUACUUCAUUUCACUUUACGGAGGUGACGUUAGCCUCAAUGUCAGAUGUGAUACGACGACAGCAGGAGGAGGAUGGACGGAACUAAUGGACCGUACAGACGGUCGCCUUCACUUUCCAUCGAUGACAAUGAGCGAUUACGCGGAUGGAUUUGGGAGCGUACGGAACGAAUUUUGGAUUGGUCUUGAAGCAAUGCACAAGCUCACUAGCGAUGGUCGUCACUACCAGCUAAGAGUAGAGCUAGUUAAUGCGACUGGGAAGAUGUUGUACCAGGUAUACGAUGAUUUUGCGGUUGGAGCACAUCCCUAUUAUACAUUGCAUGUCGGGGCCAACAGGGGAACGGCUGGUGACAGUCUGAGUGGCCAUGACGGUUUUGGCUUUUCUUCCGUCACCCCCUCAAUUGACCGAGAUGCUAAUGAAAACAGCUGUGCCGAAUAUCUCCAUGCUAGCUGGUGGUUCCACAGUUGUGCAGAUUCCUGCUUGACAUGCAAAUAUGACGUCCCUGGAACGAAUAACUGCCGGUCGAUGGCAUGGAACUCUGCUGGUUAUUGUACGGCCUUAAGAAAGGCAAAAAUGAUGGUUCGACCAAUGUAAUGUUGUUUCAAUAAAACGCAUUUGUGCAAUUGAUAAACAUUUAACUGCACUACUUGUACUUAUUGUAUAUAAACUAUAUGCAUG
Messenger RNA from Mya arenaria, 1118 nucleotides. Its product is annotated as microfibril-associated glycoprotein 4-like. NCBI's taxonomy places the organism in Eukaryota, Metazoa, Mollusca, Bivalvia, Myida, Myidae. The transcript has 7 exons. The coding region runs from base 78 to 1034 and encodes 318 amino acids. The record is from RefSeq and is a predicted model, not a curated record.